Cornus florida is the source of this 1686-nucleotide messenger RNA. RefSeq lists its product as uncharacterized. Lineage: Eukaryota; Viridiplantae; Streptophyta; Magnoliopsida; Cornales; Cornaceae. Gene Ontology annotation, molecular function: DNA-3-methyladenine glycosylase activity. Gene Ontology annotation, biological process: base-excision repair. The coding region runs from base 716 to 1639 and encodes 307 amino acids. The record is from RefSeq and is a predicted model, not a curated record. The transcript is spliced from 5 exons.
UUUUAACUCAGGUGGAAUGUAAAGCUAGGCCAAGUCAAUAUUCGUCUCAAUUUUAAGAAUUCUAACAUGUGGAUUAAUGAAAAAAAACAAAAAAAUAUUAGUUAUUUGACCAAAUGGAUGAUGAUUGUCGUUCAACACGGCUUGCACAGAAGUAGGAAUCACUCAGAUUCCCUAUAGAUAAAAUAAGACAGGUAAUGACUCAAGAAUUCAAUUAACUAUAGGAAUAAUAUAAAUCUUUGUCCUAAUCUGCAUAAUAAUAUAGGUAAUUAGGAAGUCAAUUUGUUUUAUUCAACUGAUUAGAUUCAAUUUUUUAAUUUUUUUUUCCCCAUCUGAUACUAACUAAUGCGUGCAGUGCAUUUCUACAAACUAAAUCCUUUUUGUAACCUAAGCUUAUGUCUAAAUAAUUUUUUUUUUUUUUUUUUUUGGACAUUUCAGAAAUUUGAGCCUUUGGCAAUUCUGAUUCAAAAAACCUAUAUAUACAGAUUCCUUUGAAUCCUAUUCAAAAAAUAAUUUCAAAUCCAAUCUACUACUUCUUAUUAUUUUGCUUAUAAAAUAAUUAGGUGCAUAGGGUAGUCUAUAAUGAAAUUCACAUUUCACCAACCAACUUCCAUUUCCCUUUUUGACAUCCAAUCAUUUGGAAACCCAAUCUUUAUAAAUAUCAACCCAUCUUUACAUCUACCCAAUUAAGGCAAAGGACUUUCUUUUCUUCUCAAGCAUGUCUAAAGAAAAUGUAAGAGGAGAUGUUCUGGAGAAGAACAGAAGUCCAAGAGCAAGAGAGAAGCCAGACCACUACUUUUUAUCCAAACACCUGAAGAGUUUUUACCCAAUUAGGCUCCACAAGAGCAAUUCACCUCUAUCCCUGUCUUCAUUAUCACUGUCUUUGUCACAAAACUCUAUCGACUCGUCUCUCACGGAUUCUUCUUCUCCGCUGGAUCAAAGGAUCUCAUUAGCACUCCGUCGUCUUGCACCACCUGAAAGAAGAGAAGUCCCAGUGGGUAAAAAUGUCCAACACACACAUGGUUCAAAUUGCAGUGGAGAAGGCUUGAGAAGAUGUAAUUGGAUUACAAAGAAUAGUGAUAAAGUUUAUGUACAGUUCCAUGAUGAGCGCUGGGGAGUUCCAGCUUAUGAUGACAAUCAACUGUUUGAGCUUCUUGCAAUGUCUGGUAUGUUGAUGGAUUACAACUGGACUGAAAUUUUAAAAAGAAAGAAAGUCUUCAGAGAAGCUUUUGCUGGAUUUGAUGCCAACAUUGUUGCCGAAAUGGGGGAGAAGAAGAUCACGGAGAUAGUUUCCAACAAAGAAAUAAUGUUAGCAGAGAGCAGAGUCAGGUGCAUAGUAGACAAUGCCAAAUGCAUACUAAAGAUCGUAAGGGAAUUUGGAUCUUUCAGUAGCUAUAUGUGGGGUUAUGUGAAUUCCAAACCAAUAAUAAACAAAUACAGAUACCCGAGAAAUGUACCUCUGAGGACUCCGAAGGCAGAGGCCAUCAGCAAAGACUUACUGAAGCGUGGAUUCCGGUUUGUGGGUCCGGUCAUUGUCUACUCAUUCAUGCAAGCUGCAGGAAUGACAAUUGAUCAUCUUGUGGAUUGUUUUAGGUUUAAUGAAUGUGUAAGUCUUGCUGAAAGACCAUUGAGGCAUGUCUAAGUCCAACAUGAACUAUGUACUCAUUUUCCUGCAAAUUAAGCUGUCGA